AUGAUGGAGAUAAUUCAAAACAUUAUAUUUGCUAUCCCAUCGUCAGUUUGGGUUGCUUUUAUAUGCGUUGUUGGUGCUUAUAUAUGGGGAACAUGGCCUUACAGGCAACUGAAAAAUCUUGGCAUACCAGGCCCAAAGCCAACUGCCUUUUUUGGCAAUCUUCUCGAUAUGAAGAAAAAGGGAGUUUUUAAGCUGGACCCUGAACUUCUGAGUAAAUAUGGUGAUGUUGUAAGUUUUUAUAUGGGGCGCUAUCCUGGAGUCAUAGUUGCUGACCCAGAAAUGAUCAAACAAAUAAUGGUAAAAGAUUUCUCUGUAUUCACAAACAGAUCAAAUCUUCAGCCAGGUGAUAAAAUAGCUGCAGACAUGGUGCUUAGAGCCCGAGAUGAAAAAUGGAAAUUCUUGCGGACAAUAUUAUCUCCAAACUUUACUUCCAAAAAGAUGCGACAGAUGGUGCCCCUUGUUCACACUGCACUUUCAACUUUGGAAAAAAACUGUGAGACUAAAUCAAAAUCAGGUGAACAAGUUGACAUAAAUGCAUUGUUUGGUGGUUACACAAUGGAUGUGAUUGCUUCAACUUCAUUUGGAAUUGAAGUUGAUUCACAGAAUGAUCCCAACAAUCCUUUUGUCCAAAAUGCCAUGAAAACCAUCCGUACUGACCGCUUUCGAUUUAUAUUUCUCCUAUCAUUUAUCUGCAACCCGCUAUUUAAAUUAUUUGUGCGUAGUACUUAUCUCUUUAAUUCUGUUGUAUCAUCAAGAAAAUUUUUAAUUAACUUUUGUCGGAUGCUUUUGGCUGACAGAAAAGAGAAGAAAAUCCUGGAUAGUAAUGAUUUGCUUCAAAUGAUGAUCAAUACACAAGAAGCACCAAAUGCUUCCAAGGAAACUAACAGAAUUGGUGAUGCAGAACAGAAAAUUUCAAAGCCAACGGACACAAGUUUUAAAAGAAGAAAAAUGACAGACCAAGAGAUUGUGGCACAGUGCUUUAUUUUCUUUCUGGCUGGUUAUGAGACUACAGCUUCAACAUUGUCCUUUAUGGCACACAGUUUGUCUUUGAACCCUGACAUUCAGAAAAAACUAACGCAAGAAAUCAAGGAUAUAUUAGGAGACGAACUUCCUGAUUAUGAUAAUAUCCAAAAACUGCCUUACCUUGACCAGUGUAUGUCAGAAACAUUAAGGAAAUAUCCGAUAGCAACCAGAGUGAUCAGACACACCAGUAGAGACAUCACAAUAAAAAAUUGGCAAAUUCCAAAGGAUACAGAGGUCAUCAUCCCUAUAUAUGGCCUUCACCACAAUCCGAAAUAUUGGCCUGAUCCUCAAAAAUUUGACCCAGAGAGAUUCAGUCCUGAGGCUCAGGAGAAACACACACCUUUCACUUACCUUCCCUUUGGAGGCGGGCCUCGCAUUUGCAUCGGAAUGAGAUUGGCACAGAUGGAACUGAAAAUGGCUAUGGUACAAAUCUUGCGCAAAUUUAAAUUUGUACCUUGUGAGAAAACAGAGGAUGAAAUUGUGUUUAAUAAUUCUCCACUUCUGACUCCCCAAAAUGGAAUUACUCUGAAAAUUGAGAAAAUCUGA
Messenger RNA from Acanthosepion pharaonis, 1569 nucleotides. Lineage: Eukaryota; Metazoa; Mollusca; Cephalopoda; Sepiida; Sepiidae. The record is from the annotation of a GenBank genome assembly.